AUGCCCUUCCAAACCACCCAACCGUCCGAUCUCUCCCCCUUCUUCCCAUCUCUACAACCCUCUCCGGAUCCCGCCUCCUCCGCAACCCAACCCUCCCCAGACCCCCCUCCCGCGCUCACCAAGCCGUCCGUUCCGCCCGGCUCCAGUGCAACCCAGCCGGGGGGGGCAUCAGACUCGACAAUUGCUCUACCCUCUGAUCCUUCCAAAUCAGAUCCAAACCACUCUGGCGGUGAUCCAUCCAGGUCGGAUCCAGGCCUGUCCAGUGAUCCCACGGAGCUAGCAACGCCUAUUCCCACGCGAGGUGGCGGGCUAGGGGGACUGCUGCAGCUCAGCGACCCCUCCGCUCCCCUUCCUCCUCCACCAUCACCAUCACCAUCACCAUCGCUGUCACCAUCACCGCCCUUCCCCUCCUCCCCCCUUCUCCCGUCUCCGUCCGCUCCCAAGCAGCCCUCUCGUGGGUCUUCUUCAACCCAAACCCAGCCGCCCCCUGCCCUCUAUCCGCCACCAGGACCGCCCGUUUCUAACAGCAGCAGAAACAGCAGCAGUAGCAGCAGCAACAGCGGCACACCGUUUCUAUAUCCUCCAUCACAACCCUCCUCCUUUCCUCCCCCUGCCCCUGUCGACCCACUCACCUCCGCCACCCCCUCUGCCGCCUUCUCCACGCCUCUCUUCAUCGGUCUCCUAGUGGGUGCCUCGCUGCUGCUCUCCGCCCUCCUCCUCAUGCUCUACUGCUUCGUGGGCGACAGACAGGACAGGCCAGGGCCCAGGCGCGCCUGGCUAUGGAGGCCCGCGCCUCACACACACGCCUCUGCUGGUCCGGGUAGUGCCAAUGCUGCGCCCGGAUCAGCUGGUGCUUCUGGUGCGGGUUCGUCUGGGGGUGGUGAUACAGCUGCUCCCUCUGCUGGUGGGAAUGCAGCUGCGGAUGGUGGGGUGGGAAGUGAUGGAAAUUCCAGCUUGUCGUCUGAAUCGCUGUCCAGUCAAGAGCAUUGUGACCCUGAGGCUGGCGGGGGAGAGAUGGCGGAGGAAGGGGAGGGGGGGAAGCAGAAGCGGAAAGGGAAGAGGUGGAGGAUUGUUCGGAUUGGGAAAACAGGUUCGGGAGGUGGAGGAAGGGAGUUAGACUCGCGGGUCGGAAGCAUGGCGAUGACGUCGGGAUUCGGGUUGCAGUCGCUGCUGAAAGAAGGGCACAAGCACCUGACGGGGUUAGAGGAGGCGGUGCUGAAGAACAUCGAAGCGUGCAAGCAGCUGUCGCACAUCACGCGCACGUCGCUGGGCCCCAAUGGCAUGAACAAGAUGAUCAUCAACCACCUCGACAAGCUGUUCGUGACGAGCGACGCGGCGACGAUAGUUGCGGAGCUGGAGGUGCAGCACCCGGCGGCAAAGCUGGUGGUGCUGGCGGCCAAGGCGCAGCAGGAGGAGGUGGGCGACGGCGCCAACACGGUGGUGUCGCUGGCGGGGGAGCUGCUGGCGGGCGCGGAGGAGCUGAUCCGGUCUGGGCUGCACCCGAGUGAAAUCAUCGCUGGAUACGCCAAGGCGACGGACAAGGUGUUGGAGGAGCUAGAGACGCUGGUGGCGGAGGGCAGUGACAAGGUGGACGUGCGCAGCAAGGCGGAGGUGGAGAAGCGCCUCGUGGCGGCCGUGGCCAGCAAGCAGUUCGGCAGCGAGCCCGUGCUGUGCCCUCUCAUUGCUGACGCGUGCAUGCAGGUGUGUCCCAGCAACCCCAACAACUUCAACGUGGACAAUGUGCGAGUGGCCAAGAUACUGGGAGGCGGGCUGCACGAUUCCAAGGUGGUGCGAGGCAUGGUGCUCAAAACGGACGCCACGGGCACCAUCAAGCACACCACCAAGGCCAAGAUUGCGGUGUUUGGGACGGGCAUCGACACGCAAGCCACGGAGACCAAGGGCACGGUGCUCAUUGAAAACGCAGAGCAGUUGGAGAACUACGCCAAGUCGGAGGAAGCACGGGUGGAGCAGGCGAUAAGGGAGGUGGCGGAGUCAGGGGCGACGGUGGUGGUGAGCGGACAGACGGUGGGCGAGAUGGCUCUGCACUUCUGCGAGCGAUACAAGCUCAUGGUGCUCAAGAUCUCCUCCAAGUUUGAGCUCCGGCGGUUCUGCCGCACCACUGGUGCGGUCUCACUGGUGAAGCUACAGAAGCCAACAGCAGACGAGCUGGGCUUUGCGGACUCUGUUUCUGUGCAGGAGAUAGGCGGCAGCACGGUGGUGGUGGUGGAGAACGAGUCGGGAGGCAACCUGGUGGCGACGGUGGUGCUGAGGGGCAGCACGGACAGCAUUCUGGACGAUGUGGAGCGGGCAGUGGAUGAUGGCAUCAACACGUACAAGGCACUGUGCCGUGACAGCCGGGUGCUGCCUGGGGGAGGGGCGACUGAGAUUGAGUUGGCCAGACGCCUUAAGCAGUUUGCACGGACACAAGUGGGUCUGGACCAAUAUGCAAUUGACAAGUACAGCGAGGCUCUAGAAGUCAUUCCGCGCACGCUGGCUGAGAAUGCAGGCAUGGACGUCACUGAGAUUCUCUCCGCGCUUUACGCCGCCCACUCCGGUGGGCCGGAUGGCACGGGCGGCAAUUUCCGUGUGGGAGUGGAUGUCACUGGUGCGGGUGUGAGGGACCUCACAACUGACAACAUUUGGGAUCUCUUUGCCACGAAGUAUUGGGCCAUCCGAUUUGCUGCAGACGCAGUGACUACGGUUCUUCGAGUGGACCAG
Molecule: messenger RNA, 2718 nt
Organism: Closterium sp. NIES-65
Lineage: Eukaryota; Viridiplantae; Streptophyta; Zygnematophyceae; Desmidiales; Closteriaceae
Source: the annotation of a GenBank genome assembly